CUGAGUGAGUGACGCGCGGCGGCUGUUAGAACUUCAGAGACCCUCUUGUUCUUUCCUCAGCCUGGGAGGCGGGUUGGAGCGGUAUCCGGGCCGACCCCACCUCGGUGCUGUCCAGCAGCUGCGGGGAGGUUCUUCCCUGUGGCAACUCACAAUGAUGGAUCAAGCCAGAUCAGCAAUCUCUAACUUGUUUGGUGGAGAACCAUUGUCAUAUACCCGGUUUAGUCUGGCACGCCAAGUAGAUGGAGAUAAUAGUCAUGUCGAGAUGAAACUAGCUGUAGAUGAAGAAGAAAAUGCUGACAGUAAUAUGAGGGCCAGUGUCCCCAAAUCAAAAAGGUUUAACGGAAGUAUCUGCUAUGGGACUAUUGCUGUAAUCAUCUUUUUCUUGAUUGGAUUUAUGAUUGGUUAUCUCGGCUAUUGUAAACGAGUAGAACCAAAAACUGACUGUGGAAAAUCAGGAACAGGGGUGGAGGAAUCAGAAAACUCAGAAGCAGAAGAGGACUUCCAUGAAACACCUUCUCGCUUGUAUUGGGCAGACCUUAAAGCAAUGUUGUCAGAGAAACUGAAUACCAUAGAUUUCACCAGCACUAUCACGCAAUUGAAUCAAAAUACAUAUGCCCCUCGUGAGGCUGGGUCUCAGAAAGAUGAAAAUCUUGCCUAUUUUAUUGAAAAUCAAUUCCGUGAAUUUAAACUCAGCAAAGUCUGGCGUGACGAACACUAUGUUAAGAUUCAGGUCAAAGGCAGCCAUGUUCAAGACUCGGUGAUUCUAUUGAAUAAUAGCCUGGCAUACCUGUUGGAGAAUCCAGAGGGUUACGUGGCAUACAGUAAAGCAGCAACAGUUACUGGCAGAUUGGUUCGUGCUAAUUUUGGCACUAAAAAAGACUUUGAGGAUUUAAAUGUUCCUGUUAAUGGAUCUUUAGUGAUUGUUAAAGCUGGGAAAAUCACUUUUGCAGAAAAGGUUGCAAAUGCUGAAAGCGCAAAUGCAAUUGGUGUCUUAAUAUACAUGGACCAGGCUACGUUUCCCGUUCUUAAGGCAGACCUUGCAGUCUUUGGACAUGCUCAUCUGGGAACAGGCGACCCUUAUACACCUGGAUUCCCAUCUUUCAAUCAUACUCAGUUUCCUCCAUCUCAAUCAUCAGGAUUGCCUAAUAUACCUGUCCAAACAAUUUCCAGAGACUGUGCAGAAAAGCUGUUAGCAAAAAUGGAAAAAGACUGUCCUUCUAGUUGGAGAACAGACUCUUCAUGUAAGAUGCAAUUCCCAGAGAAUAUGAAUGUGAAGCUAUCUGUGAACAAUGUGCUGAAGGAGAUAAAAAUUCUUAAUAUCUUUGGAGUUAUUAAAGGCUUUGAAGAACCAGAUCGCUAUAUUGUAAUAGGGGCCCAGAGAGAUUCCUGGGGUCCUGGCGCUGCAAAAUCCAGUGUAGGAACAGCUCUUCUCUUGGAACUUGCCCGGACAUUUUCAGAUAUGGUUUUAAAAGGUGGGUUUAAACCCAGCAGAAGCAUCAUUUUUGCCAGUUGGAGUGCUGGAGACUUUGGAGCGGUUGGUGCCACUGAAUGGCUUGAGGGAUACCUUUCUUCUUUGCAUUUAAAGGCUUUUACUUAUAUUAAUCUGGAUAAAGUUGUUCUUGGUACCCGCAACUUCAAGGUUUCUGCCAGCCCUCUCUUAUACAGGCUUAUUGAGAAAACAAUGCAAGACGUGAAACAUCCACUUACUGGACUAUCUCUGUAUCAGGACAGCAAUUGGGUUAACAAAGCUGAGCAACUUUCCUUUGAUAAUGCUGCUUUCCCUUUCCUUGCAUAUUCUGGAAUUCCAGCAGUCUCUUUCUGUUUUUGUGAGAAUGGGGAUUAUCCUUAUUUGAAUACUAAUAUGGAUACCUAUGAUGUACUGAUUAAAGAAGUCCCUCAGUUGGACAAAAUGAUGCGAACAGCUGCAGAAGUGGCUGGUCAGUUCAUGAUUAAACUUACCCAUGACAUUGAGUUGAACCUGGACUAUGAGAUGUACAACAACAAACUAUUUUCAUUUGUGAGAGAUCUGAACCAGUACCGAGCAGAUAUAAAGGAGAUGGGCCUGAGUCUACAAUGGCUGUAUUCUGCUCGUGGAGACUAUUUCCGUGCUACUUCCAGACUGACAACAGAUUUCCAUAAUGCUGAGAAAACAAACAGAUUUGUCAUGAGGGAAAUCAAUGACCGUAUCAUGAAAGUGGAGUAUCACUUUCUUUCACCCUAUGUAUCUCCAAGAGAUUCUCCUUUCCGGCACAUCUUCUGGGGCUCUGGCUCUCAUACGGUAUCAGCUUUACUAGAGAACUUGAAAUUACGUCAGAAAAAUAAUGGUGCUUUUAAUGAAACUCUGUUUAGAAACCAGUUGGCUCUAACUACUUGGACUAUUCAAGGAGUAGCAAAUGCUCUAUCUGGUGAUGUUUGGAAUAUUGACAAUGAGUUUUAAACAUGAUACCCUUAACUUACGUAAGAACAUCAGGGUAGUUUGGUUUCUAGACUUGUGCUGGUUAUGCUAAAUUUUCAAGUAAGACUACAAAACCUAAUGUUAAAAUUCUACCCAGUCAUCUCGAUGCUACUAGAUGUCUUUAGGUGGCAGCUUUUAAUACAGGGUAGGAACCUGCAUUUCAAGUUAAAGUGAGUAACCACCAAAAAAGUUCAUGACAGAGUAUUUUCUCUGAUUAUCUUUAGAAUGUUAAGUGCUUUGUAAAGAUAACUGCCUCUUUGCAUUCUAAUUAGGAAAAUGUCAGAACCAGUUGCAUGAACUGUUGUUCUAAAUCCCAAGGACAGGAGCUGACCUGAGCUGGUGUCUUUUCUUUAUUCCCCCCCCACCACCCCACCCCUCUGUACUGGGGGUUGAACCCAGCUGUGGUCCACUGAGGAACCUUUUUUUUAUUUUGCAACAGGAUCUCAAAGUUGCCAUGGCUGGCCUCAAAUUUGCCAUCCUCCUGCCUCAGCUUCCCAAGUUGCUGGGAGUAUAGGCAUGCACCACUGUACCCAGCUGAGCUGGUAUCUUUUGAAGUGGAAGAAAGAAGGUAAUUUCUAGUGAAGGCUGGAAAUGGUAUCUUGGUGUGAUCCUUCACUUUCAUUUGAUGCUAAGAGAUACCAGAUUAUAGGAUCAUAUUCUCCAAAUGAGAUAUGCCCUUCCAUAAGGAUUUAGUUGGUUUCUGCAUCCCUGAACAAAACAGUUGACUUUCAGAAGACUUGUUUUCCCACUAAUGAAAUCUGAAAUAGGGAUCCUUUAGUUGGAUAGAAUGAGGUUCAACUGUUUAUUUCAGGAGUAAGGCCUUAAUGUGUUAAUAUUGUUUAAGAAAAGAGAAGACCAGAAGCCAAAGACUUAUAGUACAUUUUCUUUUCAUCUGACCUCUGCCCCCUGCCCCAUAGCCUUUGUUUCCUUCUUUGUUAUUUUUGUUUCUUCCAAAGUAUUCUGAAAGAGAAUCAGUUUUAGGCAUUUAAUUUCAGACUCAGUUUGUCAGACUUUUAAAAGAACACACCGCCAAUUUUUUGGUCAAAGUGUUAAUCUUUUGGGAAAGCUUUCUAUCGUUUUGGCACUGAGAUAUUUAUUGUUUAUUUAUCAGUGACAGAGUUCACUAUAAAUGGUGUUUUUUUUUUAUAGAAGAUAAUUAUCGGAAGCAGUGCCUUCCAUAAUUAUGACAGUUAUACUGUCGUUUUUUUUUAAUAAAAGCAGCAUCUGCUAAUAAAACCCAACAGAUACUGGAAGUUUUGCACUCAUGGUCAAUACUUGAGGGUGUUAGAAAAUAGCAGCAAGCCAAAUAAAAUUAUGAUGCUAAGUAUUGGAAAAAGAUUAAAUUUAAUUAGGGGUUGCUAAUCAAGACUUUUAUUUAGCUUACCAGAUAAAAAUGAUAUUUCUGCUAAAUGCAGUGAAUUGUGACCAAUUUAUAAAUAAAUGUUAUUUAAAGGCUGUGGUAGUAUUCAUAGAUACAAAAUUUUACAGCUCAAUUUAUGAAGGGUGUAAUUUAAAUUCCAAUUUUGCAAAAUUUCCAGUACCUUUAUCACAAACCUAACUCACAUUAUCGGGAGCAGUGUCUUCCAUAAUGUAUAAAGAACAAGGUAGUUUUUGCCUACCACAGUGUCUAUAUCGGAGACAGUGAUCUCCAUAUGUUACACUAAGGGUGUACAUAAUUAUCGGGAACAGUGUUUCCCAUAAUUUUCUUCAUGCAAUGACAUCUUCAAAGCUUGAAGAUAGUUAGUAUCUAACAUAUAUUCCCAAUUCCCUAUAACUCUUAGUUUAGUUGCAGAAACAUUUUGUGGUCAUUAAGCAUUUGGUGGUAAAUUGAACUGCUGUGAAAUAAAAUUAUUACUUCAAGAACAUUUUUUAAUUUAAUAUGGGUGUUUUUUAAUCUUUGUGGUUUCUCCAGGUCUUCUGUUUAGUGGGGUAGUAGCAUACAUUUAUAAUGUUUGCUGUUGACAAAUGAAUAUAACUUUAGCCCCUGAUUUGCAUGUUAUAUCCUAUAAACUUAAUUCAAGCAAGUUUGAGUUCAGAAUUGAUCUUAUGGCUUAAAGCUAGGGGAUCAUAGAUUUGGGGUUGGGAGGAGUCAAGGAUGUGGUGAGGCAAAGCUUGCAAAAAGAAUCUUUUUGAUCAUGUCUACAUACCCAUUAGUAUGGUGGGUUAUAAAUUAUCUAGAUAUGAACAAGUAAGUUUGAGAUUGCAUGAGUAAAAAGUCUAUUUUCUAGUUAGCCAUCAUUAUAAACCUGAAAAUCAAAUGUGUCAUAAGAUAGUUCAAAACUGUCACCUGAGAAAAAGUCCAUAGGGUCUUUUAAGGUUCUUAAACUUAGUGUCACUUACCAAAUUAUGGUAGACCUAGAUUAUUUUACAGUUGAACUGUUUCGCUACUCACGGUAUCUUUAAUCUUCACAGUGUUUUAUCUGGGACAUUUAGUGUAGCUAAAUGAAAGGUCAUAGCUGGGAUGCCUAGUUUGGGUAUUGUGCAUUAAUACUUUAAUGAAAGCUCAGUGACUUCAAGGCAUAAUAUGGAUAAAGGGCAUACAUUUUACCACAGUAAGUCUCUUCAAAUAAACUAACCCUUUUCUAUGAUUAGGGUUAAGUUCUUUCUAAACAGGCCAGCAAAUGGUAAGAGGUUCAACAUCCCUGAUUGAAAUGUGUGUCUGACUAGUGACAAUAGCAGCCUGAUGGUCUUAGGGUUUUUUGUUUUUUUUUCCUGCUUAAAUAUAUGUGCAUUAGAAAGGUAAAGGGUAAAUUGAGUGAGCUCUGUCAUGAUCCACUCACUAUUCUAGAACUUGCAUGACCUUUUCUGUGUUUGCUCUUUGAAUGUUCUUGAAAUUUUAGACGUGUCAGCCUACUGCUCAGCUUUGUAAACAAAUGACAUGCCCUUAUAUUAUAUACAAAUUGGUAUGUGCAACAAUGUGGAGAUUUAUCUGAUUUAAUAAAAUGCUUGAACACUGAA
Molecule: messenger RNA, 5413 nt
Organism: Marmota monax (woodchuck)
Lineage: Eukaryota; Metazoa; Chordata; Mammalia; Rodentia; Sciuridae
Gene: Tfrc
Product: transferrin receptor
Exons: 19
Coding region: 152-2437 (761 amino acids)
Biological process (GO): intracellular iron ion homeostasis; transferrin transport
Cellular component (GO): external side of plasma membrane
Molecular function (GO): transferrin receptor activity
Source: RefSeq, a predicted model, not a curated record